Saccostrea echinata is the source of this 2119-nucleotide messenger RNA. Its product is annotated as heat shock 70 kDa protein 12A-like. Gene Ontology annotation, molecular function: ATP-dependent protein folding chaperone; ATP binding. The coding region runs from base 1 to 1734 and encodes 577 amino acids. The transcript has 4 exons. The record is from RefSeq and is a predicted model, not a curated record. NCBI's taxonomy places the organism in Eukaryota, Metazoa, Mollusca, Bivalvia, Ostreida, Ostreidae.
AUGUCUGAUGAAGACGAAGGUCCUUUAGUUGUUGUAGCCAUCGACUUUGGGACAACGUACUCUGGGUAUGCGUUUUCCCUCCUAAAUCAAUUCCAGAAUGACCCCACAAAAAUAUAUGCUUUUACCAACUGGAUUCCUGCCUCAGGAGGACUUAUUUCUUCCAAAACCCCGAGUUCACUCUUACUGAAGCCAAAUAAAGAAUUCUACAAGUUUGGGUAUGAAGCAGAGGACACGUAUGCAGACCUAGCUGUGGAUGAUGAGCAUCACGAAUACUAUUUCUUCAGACGAUUCAAAAUGCUUCUUCACAGAAAUCCGCAUCUUUCUAGGGAUACUAAAAUAGCUGACGCAAGCGGAAAGGAGUUGCCAGCAAAAGUUGUAUUUGGGCACGGUAUUUCAUACCUUAAGAGCCAUGCGUUAAAUAUAAUGAAGCAGCAAGGUUUCGAGAUAGAAGAUUCAGAAAUUCGUUGGGUUUUAACUGUACCUGCAAUAUGGUCAGAGCCAGCAAAACAAUUCAUGAGAGAAGCAGCACAAAAGGCAGAUAUUACUAAUGACCAAUUGAUUAUUGCACUUGAACCUGAAGCAGCCUCUGUCUUUUGUCGCCAUAUUCCAGAUGCAACUGGGGCUGAUGUGUUUGACUCGGGUUCGAAGUACAUGGUGAUCGAUCUCGGAGGAGGAACAGCUGAUAUUACCGUCCAUCAGGUGGACAAUGAUGGCACACUAAGGGAAUUACACCGUGCAACAGGCGGGGCUUGGGGUGGAACAAAGGUAGAUGCAGCUUAUGAACAGUUCUUGAUCGACAUUGUGGAAGAAGAGGUUUGGGCAGAAUUCCGUUCAAAGCAUGGCGGGGAUUAUUUGGAUAUUUUCAGAGAGUUUGAACUAAAGAAACGAACUGUUACAUGCAAGGAAGACAUGCCACAACGCGUUGUAAUCAAAGUUCCUAUUUCUUUACGCGAAUUGUAUGAGAAGAUGAAAUCCAGAUCUUUCAAGGAAGCUGUUGAAAAUCACGAAAUGUAUUACAAGAGAAUAAGUUCUAUCUCCGACAAAAUUAAAAUCGACUCGGAAUUGGUGAAAGGCUUUUUCAGAGAUCCUCUGGAUAAACUCAUUGAGCAUCUUCAAAAGGUGUUGUUGGUACAGAAUGUUCGGGGUACGAAAACUUUCCUUUUAGUUGGUGGAUUUGCAGAAUCACCAAUUGUGCAAGAAACCUUGAGGCAACAGUUUCCCCACAUUAAGAUAAUAACGCCUGGUGACGCUGGAUUAACGGUCUUAAAAGGAGCUGUCAUAUUCGGCCAUAAGCCGCUCUCCAUCAGAUCUAGGAUUUCUCAUUCUACAUUUGGCAUAGCCAUCAGCAAGCCAUUUAUAGAGGGACACCAUCCACCUGAAAAGAGAAUUGCGACAGCAAAUGGGAUUAUGUGCAAAGACAUUUUUCACAAAUAUGUGGAAUGCGAUGAGUCAGUGGAGCAUGGAUGUGUACACUCAGUUCCAUUUACAAUGGGAAGAGGAUCUUCAGUCAGUCGCGUAAGGGUGUAUUCGUCAUCGGAAACAGAUCCGAUGUUUGUCACCGACGAAGGUUGUAAACCCCUUGGAGAAAUGAUACUUAAUGUCGGUAAUAUCGUGGAAGCGUCAAACAACGUGUCUGUUGGUUUUAUUUUUGGUAAGACAGAACUUACUGUUGAAGCAAGCGAGAGAACGACUGGGCAGACGUUUCGAGCCAGAUUUGAUUUCCUAAAUAACUAACCCGAUAUAUUUAAUCUGUGUCUCCUAAUCUGUGACUGUGUGUACAGUUUAAAGUAUUGAAAAAAAAAAAUAUUUCGUGCAACAUACAUUAUAGUAGGAUACAAAUCAGAAUUAAGCGCGCUAAAUGUUAAUCUAUAUAAAUAUAUAUUGAAAAGCGUAACGCGAAAAUUCAGAACUUGUAUGCAUAUACCGAUGAUAAAAAUGUAUUUUAGCUAAAUGUGACUUUUCUAUGAAGUCAUAAAGACCAAUCCUUAUAUCUUGAAUAUUCUUAAUUUAUUUAAAAUUUAAAUCAUAUACAUUGAUAACGUGAAUUCAAUAGUUCAGUGUUUUUGUUCUGGUCAAGAUAUACAAUAGGACGCAUAAAAUAUAUCCAAAGAAUACAUUC